AUGGUGAACUGGCCCGCAGAUAUGCCACCAAGGCUUUAUCGAUGGCCUUUCCCUAUGCCGCCAUAUCCGCCAGCACUACUGGACACAACAUUGUUCUCCGCUCUGACCAGACUUGAGCUCAUAGCAGGCCAGAAUGCAAUCAAGUAUGGGAUUAUUUCCCACAGAUGGGAACAGGCCUACGAGCCCGGACACGGACCCGAGAAUGGCAUGGUUGGCUUUUGGUGUGAUGCGCCAGAGCGCAUCGAUUUUAGAAAUCCUAACGACAACGACGCCUCGGAUUACGAUGGCUCGGUAUCCGAGAGCUCAGUUAAUCUGGUCUUCAUUUUGUUCUGA
Messenger RNA from Penicillium coprophilum, 333 nucleotides. RefSeq lists its product as uncharacterized. The record is from RefSeq and is a predicted model, not a curated record. The transcript is spliced from 2 exons. The coding region runs from base 1 to 333 and encodes 110 amino acids. NCBI's taxonomy places the organism in Eukaryota, Fungi, Ascomycota, Eurotiomycetes, Eurotiales, Aspergillaceae.